Molecule: messenger RNA, 5809 nt
Organism: Scophthalmus maximus (turbot)
Lineage: Eukaryota; Metazoa; Chordata; Actinopteri; Pleuronectiformes; Scophthalmidae
Product: microtubule-associated tumor suppressor 1 homolog
Exons: 19
Coding region: 606-4553 (1315 amino acids)
Cellular component (GO): cytoplasm; nucleus
Molecular function (GO): microtubule binding
Source: RefSeq, a predicted model, not a curated record
CAGUCUUCCCCUGCCUGUGUGCUCACACACACACUCUUUCACAGCAGUGAUGGAAUAAGACGGGAGGCAUGAAGGUGCAGUGCAGCCAGGGGUUUGUGUGUGUGUAUGUGAGGAGGAGGAGGAGGAGGAGGAUCGAGUGUGUGUGAGGACAGACAUGAGGAGUUUGGGCGAGCUGAACGAGCUUCUAGGAUUUUCUGCGAGAUGGUGUUUUGCAGCAGUGCGGCUCAUGAAGAAGGCAACAGAAGAAUGUUUUCAGCAGCAGUCCUGAAAACGUUGAAUCUUCUCUCCACAUAAGAUCAGUCUCGGAGGCCUUAAAUGUACAUAUUUUCUAAAUAACAGUUCUGCACUGUUCAAGGACGUGAUGACUUUUGGAAAUAAUGGAUCGAAUAGGUAUUGGUGCAGUGUUUAAAAUAUAUAAGUGGAUGGACUGGCAACUCAAUGACACACAAAGAUAUUAUUUAAAACACAGAUGAGGAUAUCCGAAGCUCUAUGGAGAAUGAAGUGGACAUUCUAUCAGAUGGCACUAUAAAGAGGAUCAAAGCUGUAAAAGGCUCUGCUCAUUGUUCCUUCACAACCAGCCGGUCGUCUGCCUUCCAGGCCCAGAGAUGAGUGUUUCAGAGCCCGGUGAGAGCUUCCCUGCCAGGGGGAAAGGUGGAUCCAGAAUGAGGCUCCCUCUUCACAGUGACGGAGACCACAACGGGAAUGCUUUCCCAGUGUCCUCCUCCUCCUCUUCUUCCUCCUGUCCGGGGGAGCUGUCUCCAGAGUCACUGCGGAGUCUGAGCAGUCUCAGCGGAGGCGGAACUGAUAGCCCGCUGGACUAUGAUAUGUUUGAGGUCACCCUGACGACGACAGUGAUAACCAACACGGACGAAACGGCAGACGACGUCAUUUCAAAAUGGGUGCCACAGGGGGACAGUGAGGCCGAUGACAGUGGCGACGUCCUGGUAGAAAAGGUACAAACUGCAGUGGAGGUGUCAGAAUCCAAUGACACCUCUGCGUCCGUUUACCUGGAGUGUUGCCAGGACACGUGGAACGAUAAUGACAACCUGACCCUGGCUCUGUCACUGACGGCAAAUGAUUGUAGCCAGGGCGACAAUGACGACCUCAGCAGUGGCAGUGGAAGAAGGCAUGACUGGUCCACUCUGGAUUCAGAUGCAACAGAAGUCCCUGCUGAUGAUGAUGAUGAAGAUGAUGAAGAUGAGGCUUUGUUUCUGUCUGUGAGUUCUGAAGCUGGUUUACAGAGAAGCAGCAUGACCCUCACAUGCUCAACGAGUCAGUACAGCACGGGCCUGGUGAUUCCAGGUGCCGCCGCUGAGCUCCACUCAGAGGAGACCAUGGCUCUGAGUGUAGCCGAUGACAAGAUACCAGAGCUGGUGUUAGAAGGGCCCGAGGCCGCCUGUCCUCUGGAUCUGCUGAUGGACAGCCAAACGGAACCUCCUGCUAUCGAGGUCCUCGGUGAAAACAUCCAGAUAUCAUCGUCGUAUCCUUCUACCGUUCCUGCACAAGAUUCCAAGGAAAUCACAUCUCCCAAGGACUCUGAAAAAUGUCCAGCGGGCUGCAAACCCACCCGACCCAACACCAGUCAGCCUGCCAGAGUAGCAAAACCAAAACCAACCACUACUACUUCAACUGCUCCCAAGACCUCUGCCGCCACAGGCAUCAAACCAUCCAGUGUGGAGGCAAAGAAAGUUUCAAAACCAGGCCUGAAAAAUGUCAAGGCCAAAGUUGGGUCACGGCCCACCCCAACCCCGCCUAAAACACCCAGCCAGCAGAGCAAAUCUGCUCUAGCCAAUGGAAAGAAAGCUGCCCCUAGGAGGGAGGAAGCUCAGAUUGGGGAUGGGGGUAAAAGUCAAAGGUCACCUGCAGAUCCAGUUAAAGUGGUCGUUGUGCUGAAGCCCAUCAGAGGAAAAAGCAAUAACCUCAAAACCAACCACAAGGCAGCAGCAGCCUGUGACUCUGCCGAGCCGGACAAGAGGAGCGUAGCUGUCAGUCGAGCGCUCUCUGCAUCGACCGGCUCUUUGGGAUCUGAAGUGGUUGAGGAAGGACCUGUGGACACUCCCGGGCAGGCUGUCCAGGAAGUGCCUUAUCAACAGGGGACAGCCGAGAGUGCGGAGGCAACACAUCCGAGUGAAGAUGUCGGUGAAGAGUCUGUGGACGAGCCAAUGGCGGGUACGGGGGACGUCAUGAUGACAGAGGCCGCUGCAGAGAAACCAAGGAUUCAUAGCAGGAAAGUCUCCUCCAAGCUUGGGCCCAAUGCCAGGCAGCUGGGCAAAGGCACCAGGGGGGAUAAGGCCUCCGGACCGGCUCCACCUCCAGGCUCAGGGGCCGGACAUCCAGGACAGGGGAGCCCCGGGCACAGGCAAGCCCAGAUUGAAGGCUCCAUGUUAGGAGAAGUUGGACACUGUGGAUCUCCAACAAGAGUGAGGCAGAGCCAAAGUCAGAGCCAGGGUAUCCCCAAACCCCGCACCAGCAUAGAGCGAGGUUCUGCCUUGAAUUCCCUGGUUACUGCGAGCGCCAUCUUCAAGCCAACAGCCAAUCAGCAGCCUGCGGUGGGGUCGGCCGUGCGACCCGCUGUACCCGCGGCGUCAAAACUUCCUGUCAAGGGAUUACCCACAAGUCUAGGUUCUCUGUCAGUGGGAAGCCACGAGAACAAUGGAGCCACUGGCAAAGCUCCUCCUGCACCAACAGGGACCAUGCCAGAUGAGCGGCCCAGCAGAAGCAUGUGUCCCCUGGGCAGCCAGACCCCGGCAAAGCCCCCCAGCUCUGGCACAACGGCCACCCCUGGCACCAGUACUCCCGGUGAUACAGUCAGCACUGCUGCUCCGAAGCCUCUCGUCAUGAGGACCAGAGCUAUGUCUCUGCAGGCCAGGACCACAGCUACAGGUCUGAAGGCCCCGGCAGCCACCAACCACAUCACAGGCAAGAUGACAGCUGCGAGUCAGACAGCAGCGAAGGCGGCUCCCUCUGCCAGUCAGGGCUUGACGAAGCAGGCCUCCCAGUAUCCCUUGCAAAGAAGUGGCUCGGCGAGACUGAGUCGACUGAACAGUGCAGUCUGGGCUCAGCAGCUCUGUAUGACUGACUGGCUGACUCCAGUGGACAAGAACAAACCCCGGGAGGCUCCGGCAAGACCCGCAAACACCCACAGCAGCUCGCAGGCAGCAGCACCCGCCCGAGGAAACGGCCAGAACCAGCUGCAGCCUCCGCCUGACCUGGUACCAGACGUGGUGAAGGCGAACUCUCCCGCAACGCCGGCCCUCCCGGUGCUCGUCGCCGAAGUCACCAACACUGGGUCAGGCACCACCGGAGCCUCCGGACUCGGGUUCAAAGCGAGAACCGCGUCACGGUCCAGCCCCAAAGCCGGAUCCCGCGUACAGAAUGCAUCCAAACCCGGUGUGGCCCGGGUCGCCGCGGUCGACGGGACGACGGUCACGGCUAAACAGAACCAGAGCAAAGAGCAGGCGGAGAAGAAGAACCAGGCCAUCAACCAGCUGAGGAAGCUGCUCGUUCAGGGGAACAAGAGAGUGGAGGCUCUGGCUACAGUCAUCCAGCAUCUCUUCACUGAGCGCGAGGAGUCCGUGAAGCAGAAGAAGGAGCUGUCGCUGGAACUGGCAAACCUCCGAGAUGAGCUGGUCACAUCAUCGCAGUGCUGUGAGCGUCUGCAGAAUGAGAGGGAGGAGGUGCGCGUCAGCCUGGAGGAGGCCUCGAAAAGGCUGCAGGAGCAGCACAAGGAGGAGCUGGUGCAGCUGGAGGACAGACUGAGGAGUUUUUACCAGACAGAGUGGGACAAAGUCCACCAGACGUACCAGGAGGAGGCUGACAAGUGCCGCAUGUUGAUGGAGCAGCAGGUGGAGGAGCUGAGAAACCAACAGGAAGCAGAGAGGAAGAACCAGGAAGUGAAUCACAGCCAGAACAUGGAGUCUCUCAAACAGCAGUACGAGACUUCGAUACAAGAGUUGAAGAGGAUUCAGCAGACAGACCUGGAGAACUUGGAGAAAACACUGACGCAGACUGAAACUUCUCUCUCGGAAAAAAUAACCGAGCUGUCGGCAGAGAAGGAGGCUCUGAACGAGAGGCUGCAGGCGGAGGAGGAGAGGAGGAAGCGGAUACUCACCGACAAGAAUCUGAAGGACUCACACACUGUUUACCUGGAGCAGGAGCUGGACAGUCUGAAGGUGGUGCUGGAGAUCAAGAACAACCAGCUGCACCAGAAAGAGAAGAAGCUCAUGGAGAUGGACAAACUGGUGGAGACAAAUGUGAAACUGGAGGAGUGUAUGAGGAAAGUCCAGCAGGAGAACGAGGACUACAAGGCCAGAAUGGACAAACAUGCUGCUCUCUCCAAGCAGCUGUCCAGCGAGCAGGUCAUCCUCCAGCAGACGCUGCAGAAAGAGUCCAAGGUCAACAAGCGUCUGUCCAUGGAGAACGAGGAGCUGCUGUGGAAGCUGCACAACGGCGACCUGCUGGCGAGUCCCCGCCGCCUCUCGCCCACCUCGCCCUUCAGCUCACCAAGGAACUCCGCCUCCUUCCCCACGACCGCACCGCUGUCUCCCAGAUAACGCUGCAGGGAACCGUGACCCCCACCCCCUCCCCCAUUCCUCUCCUCUGACCCCCUGACUUCCCUCAUCACCCUUUUCCAGCCUUGGAAGGACAGACGAUGGUCAGGAUGCAGAGAGAGACUUCAGCCACGGCAGUGUUGUAGGAUAUGAAUCGCGUGAAAAAACUUGUACAUUUUUUGAAUGAAUCGCAUUAAAAGACGCUUAAUUUUGAAGGCAAGAAGACAUUGCAGUGGCACUGACGCACUUAAGUCUGAGCGUGGGACUGGCCUCGCUCUUUGUCGGUCUCUACCAAACGCCUGGUUCACCAACAAACCUUUUUUUUCUGAAGAAAAGUAAAUGACAGGCACACCUCAGGGUCUGUACAUAGCGCCUCAUGCUCGUUGUGACUAUCCUUACCUUUUUGUUGUCUUUAGUUAUGUUGUACAGCUCAUCGUGUUCUUUUGUACGCCUCUCUCUGAAGAGGUGGCUGAGGAAAAAAACAAUCCUUGGAUCUGUGGUGUAUGCAGGUUUGUGGAAACAGUCUCAAAGUUGUUUGGGUUUGGCCAAUCAGAAAAUGACGGGUAUUUCUUGGUGGAUUUGGAUCAACUUUUUUUUGCCUUUUCCCUUCAUUUAAAGAGGAUUUUUUAAUUUUAUUCUUUUUCCCCCACCACCAAAGAGCGAAGCUCAAUCACUGACCUGCUUUGGACCUCUAGAAGAAAGUGGACGGUCCUUCUGUGGGCAAAACCCGAGGAUCUGACCUUGUAUCACUGACAUGAACCUUUGAAUCAAUGGAUACCUGUUCCUCCAUGUAAGCUCCUCACAACCUCUACCUUAAGCUACUAUGUGGAAUGUAUUCACCCCUGGAUGUUAAGUCUGAGCGGGCCAGUUCAGACACACAUACAGUCUCAGAGCCAAAUAUGCCCCCUCCCCUCCCUUUGACCCCUUUCCCUUAAAUCUCUUAGCCACAAAGGGACACAACGUCCCCACAUCCCUUAAAACAAAAACCACCCUGUGCCCAAACGAAGCAAAGUUGAACUAGUGACGUACAAGUUCAAUUCUCCCUUUUUUUUCAACACCCACCAGUGAUCAUUUCCACAGAGAAAAACUCCCAGACUCUGUUUUACUGACACUGGCUUGUUUAACUGAAAUUUUAAAAUAUAUAUAUUUCCCUUUGUCUGUUGUUCGUCCUGAAAAACCUCAGAUGUACCCAAAAUGCCUCAUCGGUCCAUGCUCUGUUUUAUUUUGGACACAGAAUAAAUACAAAUACGACAAACGAA